Callithrix jacchus (white-tufted-ear marmoset) is the source of this 12841-nucleotide messenger RNA. RefSeq names its product calcium/calmodulin dependent protein kinase IV (gene CAMK4). Gene Ontology annotation, molecular function: ATP binding; protein kinase activity. Lineage: Eukaryota; Metazoa; Chordata; Mammalia; Primates; Cebidae. Gene Ontology annotation, biological process: protein phosphorylation. The record is from RefSeq and is a predicted model, not a curated record.
GACCUGGGCGCUUCCUUCUCCUCCGGCUCUCACUGGGUCCAGGCACAGAAGCCCUCAGGGAUUGGCGACCACAGGACACCCUCCCUGGCUACCAAUAUAAGCUCUUACAGAGGGUUGGCUGGUUAGCCGGUGCUAGAAAGGAGGGACUCGCCAAGGAGACGCGCUCAGGGAGGGAUGAGUUGCGCCACCACUACCUAGGUCCCUCUCUGGCUAUCCGGCGGGGUAGCCCGGACCCAGGUGCUCCCGGCACUCGCCAACCCGGAGCCAGCGUCCCGCUGCGCCCGGUCUCCCUCCAGCUCCGGCCCCCGGGGGAGGGCGCGUGGGAUGCUGCGCGGGUCCCUGAGCCUUUCCCAAGCUCCAGCAUCCGGAGCCGCCCUAGCCUGCAUCGCGGCAGCCACGGCCUGGGAGGGAGAAAGGAAAGAGGGAGGACGGCGGGAAAGGCUCGGCGCGGGAGGAGGGUGGGUGAGGAGGGAAGGAGUGAGGGGGAGGGAGCCUCUCUCCUCCGCGGUGCCGCUCACCUCCCUCCGGCGGGCGGCGACUCCGGGUUCCCCCUCGCGCCCUCUCGCCGCGUCUCGCCCCUUCCCCGCCCACCCGCCCCGCGAGCGCGGGCGGCGGCGGUGGGCGUGUGCGCGCGUGAAGGACGCCGCCUCUCUCUCGCUCCUGCGUUCGCAGGCGGCGGCGGGCGGCCGGCUUCUCUCUCGGGCAGCGGCGGCGGCGGCGGCUUCCGGAGUCCCGCUGCGAAGAUGCUCAAAGUCACGGUGCCCUCCUGUUCCUCCUCGUCCUGCUCUUCGGUCACCGCCAGUGCGGCCCCCGGGACCGCGAGCCUCGUCCCGGAUUACUGGAUCGACGGCUCCAACAGGGAUGCGCUGAGCGAUUUCUUCGAGGUGGAGUCGGAGCUGGGACGGGGUGCUACAUCCAUUGUGUACAGAUGCAAACAGAAGGGGACCCAAAAGCCUUAUGCUCUCAAAGUGUUAAAAAAAACAGUGGACAAAAAAAUCGUAAGAACUGAGAUAGGAGUUCUUCUUCGUCUCUCACAUCCAAACAUUAUAAAACUUAAAGAGAUAUUUGAAACCCCUACAGAAAUCAGUCUGGUCCUAGAACUCGUCACAGGAGGAGAACUGUUUGAUAGGAUUGUGGAAAAGGGAUAUUACAGUGAGCGAGAUGCUGCAGAUGCUGUUAAACAAAUCCUGGAGGCAGUCGCUUAUCUACAUGAAAAUGGAAUUGUCCAUCGUGAUCUCAAACCAGAGAAUCUUCUCUAUGCAACUCCAGCCCCAGAUGCUCCACUCAAAAUUGCUGAUUUUGGACUCUCUAAAAUUGUGGAACAUCAAGUGCUCAUGAAGACAGUAUGUGGAACCCCAGGGUACUGCGCACCUGAAAUUCUAAGAGGUUGUGCCUAUGGACCUGAGGUGGACAUGUGGUCUGUAGGAAUAAUCACCUACAUCUUACUUUGUGGAUUUGAACCAUUCUAUGAUGAACGAGGCGAUCAGUUCAUGUUCAGGAGAAUUCUGAAUUGUGAAUAUUACUUCAUCUCCCCCUGGUGGGAUGAAGUAUCUCUAAAUGCCAAGGAUUUGGUCAGAAAAUUAAUAGUUUUGGAUCCAAAGAAACGGCUGACUACCUUUCAAGCUCUCCAGCAUCCAUGGGUCACAGGUAAAGCAGCCAAUUUUGUACACAUGGAUACUGCUCAAAAGAAGCUCCAAGAAUUCAAUGCUCGGCGUAAGCUUAAGGCAGCGGUGAAGGCUGUAGUGGCCUCUUCCCGGCUGGGAAGUGCCAGCAGCAGCCAUGGCAGCAUCCAGGAGAGCCACAAGCCUAGCCGAGAUCCUUCUCCAAUUCAAGACAGCAACGAGGACAUCAAAGCUAUUCCAGAAGGAGAGAAAAUUCAAGGAGAUGGGGCUCGAGCCCCAAUUAAGGGGGCACAGGCUGAGCUGAUGAAGUUGCAGGCUUUAGAGAAAGUUAAAGAUGCAGAUAUAAAUGCUGAAGAGGUCCCCAGGAUGGUGCCCAAGGCAGUGAAGGAUGGGAUAAAGAUGGCCGACCCUGAAACAGAGGAGGGCCUGGCAGAGGAGAAGCUGAAGACUGUGGAGGAAGCAGCAGCCCCCAGAGAAGGGCAAGGAAGCUCUGCUGUGGGAUUUGAAGUUCCACAGCAAGAUGUGAUCCUGCCAGAGUACUAAACCCGCUUCCUUCAGAUCUGGAAGCCACACACCGGCAUUUUAUGUACUUUGUCCUUCAGCAAGGAAGGUGUGGAAGCAUGAUAUGUACUAUAGUGAUUCUGUUUUUGAGGUGCAAAACAAAUACAUAUAUACCAGUUGGUAAUUCUAACUUCAAUGCAUGUGACUGCUUUAUGAAAAUAAUAGUGUCUUCUAUGGCAUGUAAUGGAUACCUAAUACCAAUGAAUUAAAUUUUGCAAGUAAACACAACAUGACACUUAAAAACAUACAUUUUCAGCAACCAGUGGCACAUAUUUGAAGUGAAUGGUAGCAAACUGUUUUUGCUUUGAAAACCUAGCCAUCCUACAUCCUUUGGAUUUCUUCACAAGGUAGUAAUUCCUUUGAACUACUGCUUAGCUAAUACUAGGUAGUGCUAUAAGACAUGUUCCCAUGACUUUCACAACAUUUUACUUUUUAUCAUUAUGUGUUCAAACUGUUUACAGGGAGAUGCUUAUAGAUGAUAGUUGUACAUACAUGCAAAAAAAAAAAAUUUCACUUGCAAUAGUAAGAGAUUGAAGCAUCCUUUAAAGGCCAAGAAACCAUAUGUCCCUAAAGCUUAUGUGUAGAAUGCUUUAUUUUAUUUUUAUUUAUAUAUGCUAUAUUAAUAAUAACCAAAAUCUUCUAAGAUUCUGCCAUUUUACAACCCUGAAGGAAGUAUGUUACAAACUCAUGCUGAGUUUCAUUCUUUCCUUCACCUGCUCUCCAAUGAGAUGACUUUCUGAUAGACGAAGCUUAGGGUGUAAUAAACAGGAAAGAGAAGAAGGUAAGACUCCUUAGACUGAAGAUAAGAUUGAUUCCUUUUCAUUUUUCCAGAUAAAAUUGUAUUUACUCAUGAAUUUAUACAACUUUACAGAAAGGAACAUUUUAAUGGAUAACCUCUGUAAUUACCAAAUUUCAAAUAUUUAGAAAAAUGUAUUCCACAGGUUAGUGCCAAAAUGUCUGAAUGGAGUAGAAAUAAUAUUCCAUUAUAAGAUCAUUGAUUAUUGACUUUAAUAGAGUAAGAAAACAUUAUUCUUUACCAAAGUUUUUUUUUUAUCCAGUUGAUGGUUAUCUACGUAUAUCACUUACAAACUAGCUAUUUAUGGAAAGCUAGUAUGUCUUUUUCUCGUACUUAGAAUGAAAGUAUCCACAUUUUACAAUGUAGUCUUGAGAUAGUGCCUGUCAAGAAAUCUAGCACAAUGCCAUUUAUUUACCUUAAAAAACAAAAGCAAAAAUAAAAACACUGAUUUAAAUCAGACUCUUAAAAGGCUGAAACAUUAGAAAUAAUAUUUUGUUAUGAUUUUUCCCUAGAAUAAAUAUAAUUUCUCCUUGACUUUCAUAGGAACACUUUCCCCUUAUAGAUAUUGCACUAAGUAUCUCCAAUUUAUUUCUAGUUUGAGUUGAAAUGAAUAUUUAUCAGAUUAUGUAUCACAUUGUUGGGUUUUCUUAAUUUAAAAAAAAUUUAUUUUAAAAAACAAUUAUUUUCAGAGACCAAGUUAACGACAAUAAAAAUGACUAUCACAUUAAAAUCCUAAUUAAAAAAAGAGAUCUUGAAUUAUGUUGGUCCUCCCUCAAAACUAUUAAAUUAGAAAAUGAAAUUAAAGCUUCAGUUUUUAGACCUUGUUGGACCUCAGUAGACAUUCUUCUUCCAAUCACAAGUCUCCCUUUACUACUAUUAUCAUGGGAAGAAAACAAGAUAGGACUUCCUAUCUUUCAUCGUUUAAGAAUCUGACAGGUCACUGAUAUGGAGCCCCUGAAGAGGCACAUUAUCUGAGCUCAGAAGAUUUUGUUUUGUUUUGUUUUAUAUGUACAAUUAGUAAAGAGCACUUUUCUUCUUCCCUCUUUUCUUCCUUCCUCCUUUAAUUAUUCCCUCUCAGAAUUCUUAUGUCUUAUGUCAGAAUUCUUAUUAGGGGCUCACUGCUUUUCACCUUUAAAAAUGCCUUUUUUAUUAAGCAUUAAGAUUUCCAUUUAAGAGGAUCAACUUCCUGUUGUACCUUUUACCAUGAGACUCAACAGAUACACACAGGCACCCACACACAUACACAUGCACACAUACACACGUAUGUAUGUAUUGGAAGAGCAAAGAGAGGGAAGGGGGUCUUGUUAGAAAGUGGCAAUUAGCUGAAAGAUCAGAACGUAUCAUUCUUCCCUGCCCCUGGCCGCCAUAUUGUUCCAAGGGCAGUUGUUACGUUAUUCCAACACUAGGGUAGCGCUAACAGCAUUGGUUGGCCCCAUGGACUAUAGAAGCAACAUUGCAAAUACCAGGGCCAAUGUGUAUUUUAGAGUUUACUCAUUUAAAUGAGUGCAUAUGACCAUUCCAAUGUGAUUAUUUAAGAGAUGAAGAUAAUUAUCUUUUUUAACCUUUUCUAAAAAUCAAUGUGAGUUUUAAAUUUUGACUCAUGUUAAAGAUUAGAUUUUUGACAAUGACUAUAUAGUGACUAGUUUCAUCGUUUUAGUAGGAAAAAAGUCAAACUUUCAACAGUGUUGGUCAUUUCAGUCAGAUUAUUCAGAGAUUUUGUAGGUAUACAUCCUGUUGGGAUAAUUAUGUUAACAUUUUUGAAAGCACAGCCAAUGUUUAUAUUUCUUGUUAAAAUGGAAUGUAUUGUCUAUCUCAAAGAUUACUUUGCUAAAUAAUAGUAGACAAAUAGAGAUUUAAUUUAACAAAUACUUCAUAACAUCACUCCUAAUUGGCAGUAUAGUCACAAAGCAAAAGAAUUAAAUUUCAACAAGCAAUAAAUUACAUUUUGCAUUUUAGACCUAACAGUUAUCACAUUACAUUAUUGAUUUUUAUUUUGAGAUAAGUUCAGAUACAUAGCAUAAACUAGGGGGUGUGUGUGUGUGUGUAUUUAACAAUGAAAGACAGUCUUGAAUUAUUUCCCCCAUUAACAACGUCUAAUUGGAAUCCAGUAUUUUUUCUUAAACUGUAAUUUCACUUUUCCCAGGACACAUAAAUAAGGCAAAACUUAGAAUAAUAUGGUUGUAGAAGUUAUUGUCCAGAACAAGUGCAUUAUAUAAAUAUAAUAUAAAUAUAAUGCAAGCACAUGUCAUAUAAAAUUUUCUAUUAGUCACAUUUUAGGAAAAAUAGAUGAAACUGUAGCAUUUUUAAUCCAAUUCAUCCAAAUUAUUCUAUCAACAUAUAGUUAAUAUUAAAAUUUAAUGAGAUAUUUUGAAUUCUUUAUUUUUAUACUGUUUUCAAAAUCAGGAGUGUAUGUUAUGCCUUUGGUACAUCAAGUGCUCUGUAGUCACAUGCAGCUAGUGGCUACCAUAUUAGACAGCACUGGUCUAGAGUACUUUUUAUUUUAAGCAAAGUGGCACUUGAAGUUCUGUGCUUAGAUUUAAGUGGCCUCGGUUUUUGCAUUGAAGAGCUGUGGAAGGCCAAAAAUUGUUUCAGAAAUGUACACACUGAGUAAAAGCUUAUUGACCACCCCUGCCCAUUCAUGUGCUUCAGAGGAGAAGUGUUUCCUAACAACAUCAAAGAACAACACUUUCCUGGGCAUUACUAAAUUAUUUACUGACUAGUCCCUCUGAUUCCUGAUGGGUCCUGGAGUCUUGACUACAGCCUAGAGUCUCCUGAGUACUGCCAUGAUGCCGGUAGUAUUCUUGCUUACCAAAAUCUACUGUCAGCCAACCAUGUGUCUUCAUUCAGGAAGGACUGCACAUAGAAUCUGAUUUUUGAGGCCUGGAUGCUGCAUGCCAUCCUGGUAUCACGGGCAAUAUGUCUUUCUGGAAAUCCGAACCAUACCAAAUAUGCAUGAUGAAGAUUGUAUAAUGAUGGUGAUAUCAUGCCAGUUAUCUUCAAAAUGGGAAUAUGAUCAUUAGCUGGCAUUUUUUAGAUUUCCUUAGAAGAGUUUAAUCAACACUGCCAUUACACAUGGAUUUAACAAAAAACUUUUGAAAAUUUUUUACAUACUGAUUUUAGAAUAAUCUUCAAGGUUCUAUAGUCAUUUUUAGUGGAAGACUUAAAAAGAAAGGGACAAUUUUUACUGUGACCUCAAUUUCAUAGUAUUUUGUAAUUCACAAUAUUUAGCAAUCCCUAUGUCCUGUUUCACAUGUAUGGCAACUGAUGGUGGGCUGCCUACAGGCUGAAGAUUUGGAGAGAGCCAUUUUGUUUCAUAAAUCAGUUUUUAUUGCACAAGAAGCAGCUGGUUAUACUUCAAGUUGGAAAAAAAAAAUGCCAGAAAAGGCAAAGGAUAAAGUUAGUAAGCCAUUUAUUUUGUUUUAGAAUUGUUCUUGCAAAGCAAAUUUUUUUUUUCAAAGGUCAAAAAAGUGAAUCAGUACUAGCAUUUUCUUGAUGAAGGUUGACUCAAUAUGUAAUGAACAGAUAUACAUAGAAGAAUCAAUCAUAAUGCCAUUAUGUUACUUAUUUGUCAUGGCAAAGUAUUCAGUCUAGUUGUCUGGAUUUAUUUUAGAUGGUGCAAAAUUUCCAGACAUUAACCUAUGUAAAAGGAUUUGCAAUUUCCUUGUAAUUACUGCCUGUUAGUCCGUAUUCUAACUUCCUUGUGUUCCUCAUUCACAUGUUCCUGAUCAGGGUCAUCGCUAGUAGUUGAGCAUUUACUGGUUGAACACUGCUUAAUGGUUAGAUGUUAUGUGUGUCUGCAUUUAAAAAAUUAUGUACAUGUUAUUUCACUAUUGGUAUUACAUAUAUAUUCAUAAACAUGUGAUAAGCAGAAAUGUACCUAAUAAUUUCCUGUAAAAUUUUUUAAAGUCCUUACCCUGACACACUCAGGGUGAAUUUUUGGCUUCUUGGCAAAUAAGAAAAAAAGGAGAGAGAUCACUGGAGAGAUAACAGCCAGCCACUUACAGUAAUCAGGUUCAGUGUUUCCUCUUUCUAUAUUUUGACCAAUAUAUUAAGAGCAAGUUUUUGUCAUUAUUACUCCUUGUGGUAUUACCUAAAAUCAGAUAAUAUAAUCUCAGCUCAUAAACCUUAGCCAUGUCUAUACUUUUCUUGGAGAGCAAUAACAAGCUUCGUUAAUUUAUAUUUGGUUAUUUAAAAUUCCAACUUUCAUAAAUGCUCUGUGAUGUAUUUGAGAUGAUUGGAUUGUGUGAUAUUAACUUCCUUUGAGAACUCAGUCUUCCCUGUCGUCUGGAUCAGUGGUCCACCAGGGCAAAAAAAAGCCUUGCCAAGGAACCAGAUACUGUUCUAGAGAAGACUCCAGGCAUCCGACCUGGUCGAGCUCAAAUGAGCCAAGUGGGAGAAAACCUCUUCUCAGCCUCUGAUCGAAAGUGAUAUGAUUUGAAUAUUGGUUUACUGUCACUGAUUAAUAAUGGAAAGAUGAGAUUCCACCAAUUGCUUGCUCUUUUCCUGUCUUGGUUUGCUACCCCGUGUCCCAGACCAGUGGGACAUCCCUAUGGUCAUCAGGCUUGUCCUCUAAAGCCCUGACAGGAGCGUCCCAGAUGGGAGAAAUGUAGGGUAUUUGUGGCCCAGAAUUUAGUUUGAAACUCUAAACAGCAACGCUAAGACUGCAAAAUCACACUAUUCUAAACAGCUGUUUUCAGCUCAUCUUGAAGAUUGAUCUGGAAAACGCAUAGAUAUAGAAUGUAUAUAUUUAAUAUUUGCUUGUGAUUCAUUGUGUCAAAAUAACAUUUAAUUUUCACUCUGAUAAAUCUUUAUUUUCCAUUUAAAAGAUUAUUUUAGGCUACUUAAAUACAGUAGACUUUACAUUCCAAUUUUUGAAAGUUGUUUUCCCUAAGCUCUCUCCCAACUCUUGACAGUUUGCGAAUUAUAAACGUUUACUAGGUUUGGCCUUUCCUUGAUAGAUGUAGAGCAGUUCAUCUGUUUAGUAAAGGUACAAUUAAGUAUGACUAUAGGUUGGGCGUGGUGGCUCAUGUCUGAAAUUCCAGCACUUUGGGAGGCCGAGGUGGACAGAUCACCUGAGGUCAGGAGUUCAAGGCCAGCUUGGCCAAUGUAGUGAAACUCCGUCUCUACUGAAAAUACAAAAAUUAGCUGGAUGUGAUGGUACACACCUGUAGUCUUAGCUACUCAGGAGGCUGAGGCAGAAUUGCUUGAACCCAGGAGACAGAGGUUGCAGUGAGCCAAGAUCACGCCACUACACUCCAGCCUGGGAAGCAAGAGUGAAACUCCGUCUCAAAAAAAAAGUAUGACUAUAAACUGAAAACUGUCAUCUCAUACUGCAUCCUUUUAACCUGAUCUAUUUCAUAUGCCUACAAUACAGUUAAUAGGCAGCAUAAUAGAGAACAAAUAGCUAUUCAUAAUUUGGGAUUUUGUUUAUGGCACCCUUAAGUCUCAGAAAUAUUUUUAAAAGUCCCCCAUAAGCCAAAACAAUGUUUUAACAUGUUCAUUUGUGAAGUAGUUAGGCCUAAACGUUGUAGGAGUAUGUCAUUCCAUGCCCAGCAGAUGUUGUUUUCCUUCAAAAUGUUUAAAUGUCUUGUGAGUUUAGCAAGUGGGGACAGCUGAGUUAGGGUUUAAGUUCUCAUGCCCAAUGAACGAAAGGUAUCAGUAAAAGAGGUUGAUAGUAAACAAAAUUAGUUAUUUAUGCUCUUGUUUGAAUGUCAAUCAUUCUUUUUAUCUCUGGUCUUUGAGAUACCCACAUAAAAUUUAUGUGCAUAUUUUUUUAAAGAAUAAUUUCUAUAUGAUUUCCCAAGAACUGAACUCGAAUCUCCAACAGUUUUCAGAACUCAAGCAACUUAUGCUUCACAGAGCAAAUCUACCAAAGCCUAUUUUUGUUGGAACACAGACAUGCUUAUUUAUGUACGUAUUGUUUUGGCUGCUUUUACGCUGCCAAGGCAGAGUUGAGUACUUUGAACAGAGCCCAUGUCGACUGCAAAGCCUAAAAUGUUUAUCUGGCCCCUUAGGGUAAAACAAUGACCUUGGGUUUUCAUGGCAACCCAGUGCCUUUUUGGCGACCUGCAGGAAUACAGAUUUCGAUAUUCCAGGUUUUUUUCUCCUUAGCUUAAGGUUCUUAUUCCCAUUAGCUUCUUAGGAAGUUAGGAAAAUUUUAUUUUAUGUUACAGAUAUUCUCACAGCAAUAAUUGUACUGGAGCUACAACUUAUGGAAAUUUUCCUACAGAACUAAAAACUCAAAAUUACAUCGUUCCUGAAAAAAAGAAAUUUAGAUUAUGAAUUGAAUUGGUUUAGAGUGGAAUUAAAAAAAUUUCUAGCACUUUGAGCAUGUUUUAGAAAUUUGAUCCUUACAUUUAAAAUUAUGUAAAUGACAUCUUUCACUGGCAUUUUCUCACAUUUAAGUCAAUCUGCAGCUGUUACUAAGCUAAGAAAUGAGAAGAUCUCUUUGGUUCUGAAUCUCUCAUAAUAUUCUGGAGUAAUUUGUAUCAAUUGGAUUUUCAUCAAUUAUUUUAGGAAAUAAUAUGCUUUAUUGUGUGGCAUUAUAUGACAAUGACUUUCUCAUCAGUAGCUCAGGGAAGAGGCAAACAGGCAGCUCUUUUAUGUAAGAAAGCCACUUUCUAAUCCCCACACUUUCCUGUUACAUAUUUCAUUUUUUUGAAAAGAGAGGGCCCUGAGUAAAUGCUUUCCUUUGCUUUUCUUACAUAUUUAGAAAUCCAAGAAGGGCCCUUGUCUUAGUCUAUUUCUGUCACAGAUAAAUUGUUCAUUCCAAAAUACCUGCCUUAAGGGAAGCUGGUGACCCAGAUAUUAAGAAAAACAUAGGCAUUCAUGACCUUCGUGUUUCCGUUUGACUUUCAACAUCUGUAACCAAAAGGUCACAAAUUAAAUAUUGAGUAGAAAAUUCAACAUCAACUUAUUAGGAGUACCUAAAAAUUAUAACUCGAAAUAAUGUUUUCUUUAAACUAUUGCAGCAAUCAAUAAUAUAAUAUAGCCACUAGGAUACACUCGCUGUAGAACUUAGAACAAAAGAUGUCAAUCGUCUGCCAGUCCUCAUGGUUGUGUGUAGCAGAGAGACUUUACCGGAAUGAGAGAGGGGAAAGAUAACAAAAUGCAGAUUAAGAUUCCACAUUCCUGUCUGCCCAUCUUUUUGAUUGCUCAGUUUGAAAACAAUCAUUGAUGGACAAAUACUUUAGAAAUGAGUAGACUAAAGUCAAUAGCUAAUGUUUCUCCCAGAAACUAAACAACAUAGUUUGGGGGAUAUCAGGCCUACAUCCUAACCACACUUUAAGGAAGUGAUUUGCUAAUUUUGAGCUUCCCAGGAGCAGCCCACUCCAGGAACCAUUUUCCCAGUAAUGUUUCACUGAGAAACUAUUAUAUGCCAUGGAGGAGUCAAAGAUGAAUUAAAUCCAGUGCUAUGCAGGAAUGAGCUUUAUAGUUGGAGAGAAAAGCCAACCUUACAGAUAAAAAGCCUGUAUACAUACAACCUAUGCUAAAUUUAGGCAGAUGAUAAAUGCUAGGAAUGAAGAGGGAGAAGCUCCCUUUUGCCAGGAAUGAUCAAGCAAAGCUUUAUGGAAACACAGGCUGUAUGUGAAAGACGGGUGAAUCUUUGCAGGUAGGAAAGGGCAUGUCUGGCUGAGAACUGGCUUGAUCAUAGACUGGAAAAAUGCAAGGCAGAGGUGAAGCAAUAAUACUAGAUGUGAAAGGCUGAGAAACACAGGGAAGUGUUGCCAGUGUGCAGCAGAAUCUCAUCUUGUGCAAAAUUGAAUUAGGCAGACUUCCUUGCUCCUUUCUUAUUCUGGGUAGCUACAUGGGCAGCCUUUCCUCAGAGCAUCUAACCUGACAUAAUUGGCUCAUCUGCUGUGCUUCUAAGCCAAAUAAAAAUAAUCAAACACAUCGAAGAUAUUUUUGGGAGUCACCAGGUUAAAGCAAAGCCUCCGUGACUGACGGCAAAAUACUGCAUUGGCCAGGUCUCCACUGAAAAAACAGAGUAAAUGAUAGUAUGAUACAUAAUUUCAAGUUUUGUAAGACUCCAAUUUCUGAAAAACUUCUGACUCCAAAAAAUCACGUACUUCCUAAAGUGUUGCCAAUGGAGGACCAAAUCAAGGUUACGGCUGUCAUCGUUAUUUCUGUCUUUUAAGUUAUUUGACCUGAAAAGAUGAUCCCCACAGGAUUUCUGAGAGAAUUCUACCUGAAAGCUUAGAUUUCAAAAGACAACCUGCAGGAAGCUAAGUGUCACAAAACAAAAUUUAAAACCGUCAGAACUUAUUUCUCUAAAGACCCAGCUGCUCCUGUCAAGUCCUUUUUCAUCUCCCCCUUUUGUCCCUUUACAUACUCUUUUUUUUUUUUUUUUUUUUUUUUUUUUUUGAGACGGAGUUUUGCUCUUGUUACCCAGGCUGGAGUGCAAUGGCGCAAUCUCGGCUCACCGCAACCUCCGCCCCCUGGGUUCAGGCAAUUCUCCUGCCUCAGCCUCCCGAGUAGCUGGGAUUACAGGCACGCGCCACCGUGCCCAGCUAAUUUUUUGUAAUUUUUAGUAGAGACGGGGUUUAACCAUGUUGACCAGGAUGGUCUUGAUCUGUUGACCUCGUCGUGAUCCACCCGCCUCGGCCUCCCAAAGUGCUGGGAUUACAGGCUUGAGCCACCGUGCCAGGCCUACAUACUCUUUUGUAAAUUCCUUCUGAUAUCAAUUAUUGCAGGCAGUAUUUUUACAUCCAUCGUCAGGAAAUAUUUUUUGGGAGACAUUUUGAAUCAACUAAAAGUAUGUGUACUUUUAGUUGCCUUGACUCUAUUUCAGAUGUCUGUGAUUAGUCAAUGGCUGCUUUAUUCCUCAGGACAAAUAAAUGAAGGAAGAUAGCGACAAAGAUUGACUGUCAUUUGAGUGAUGGAAGAGAAGCUAAGAAGUAGAGAUACUGUGAGGGUACAGAAAUCAUAGGUUAGUAGACACUGAGAAAGGAAAACUUCCUAUUUCCUAAUGGGGCUUUUCAGGCUUAUCUGACAUUAUCCGGAUGUGUUUUCUAGUCUUUUCUAAAGGAGAAAUUUUUAUUCUUGGGUUGCUGAAAGCAAAGGACUAAAGGGAUACAAGCAGCUCAAUAGCAGCAUAGAGGAUUAGAUUAGUGGAACAGCACUGCAUACAGGAAACCUAAAUCUAACAGUUCGGGCUGCAAGUCAUUAGCCCAACACGAGCAUGUAGGAUUUGGAGGACAAAGUAUAAAUACUUUCAGUUUACACAACCAAGAUUAUAGGCUACCUUCCCAACUUCUAAUUGAAGAGCACUGAAAACAGAGCUGUGAAUACUUCAUUUUUAAAACCUGACAAAAUGGUGCUAUUGACUACUUAAUACAAAGAUAUAUUACAAUAUAUUUAGGUAAAUAUUAAGUCUAGCCUGGCCAUAAAUGUACAUACAGAAAAUGUUUGUAGGGAAUUCAUCAAAAUCAUGCCCAUUUGCUGUUGUAGAGCUACAGUAUUCUUCCACGGUGGUAACUGACCAGUGAGUUUCUACUGCCUACGAUGGGACACAACAGUCAUGGGCUGUCGCAGCUGCCUAAAGCCUGAGGCAGACCACAUGAGAGCUCACUGUGACUUCUUGGAUUCAGAUUGGAUAACCCAAUUCAAGGAUUAAACGUGUACAUUUGUUGGGGGUGGGGGUGGGGGAUGUUUUCCAGGAACUUGAAGAGUAUGUGACACUAUAAAAAAUGGAUGUUGGAAGACUAAUCGUAGAAAUUUGAACUGAGGGCCAAUGUUACUUUGUGUAAGUUCACUCAGACAUGUCAGAACAUGCCCAAAGAAGCCUAUACCUUGCUGCUGGGAAAUGUAAAGCAGUUUGCAUGUAGAAUAUGAUAAUAAAUCAUUUAAGAACCCACUAAAA